Punica granatum (pomegranate) is the source of this 1035-nucleotide messenger RNA. The record is from RefSeq and is a predicted model, not a curated record. Lineage: Eukaryota; Viridiplantae; Streptophyta; Magnoliopsida; Myrtales; Lythraceae.
GAUGACAUGCUCUUGCUUGCUCUGCUGGUCUCUCUUCUUCCUUGGCUGUAAUUUCUUCCUCUCUUGCUCGACCCACCGCCUCUUCUCGCCGUCGGCGAUCUCAGAUAUUCGCCGCAUCUUCUCCCUUUACUCCGCCUCCACCCAGCUGAAGUCACUGAGCUCAUUUGGUCUUUGCUUGCUCUCAGUGAUCAGUUUCUUGCGGGCGGCGCCUGAAGAGAUUCCCCCAAUUUACCUUUUAUGUCUGCUUCUUGGCUGAAGGAUCUCAAGUUGAAGGAUUGACGGGCAAUGGCGUCGCCGAGAGCCGGAUGGACCUCCUGGUUUCACAAGAGGAUCGUCGAUCCCCUCAUCCAAAUCCUCCGCAGGGGUGCAGAGCCGAGGCUGUUGGCGUUCUCUUCAGCUCUUGGCAUAACCCUCGGGGUUUUUCCAAUAUGUGGGGUGACUGUGUUCCUCUGUGGGAUGGCCAUUGCGGUGCUGGGAUCUCGCUGUCAUUCUCCCAGUGUGAUGCUUUUUAACUUUAUCGCCACUCCUGUCGAACUUGGCCUUGUGGUUCCCUUUCUGCGGUUUGGGGAAGCCAUAUCUGGUGGGCCUCAUUUUCCGUUAACAUCUGAUGCACUGAAGAAGGUGUUCACUGGUCAAGCUUCACGCGAAGUCCUAUUGAGUAUUCUUCAUGCGCUGAUAGGAUGGGCUGUGGCAGCACCCUUUAUUUUGGGCGCGCUUUAUUUGAUACUUCUGCCCUGUUUUAAGCUUCUGGUAAGCAAGUUCAGCACGCAUCCUUCAAGCCCCAAGAAGACCAUCCAGUCACCUAGAGAUGUCAAGAUCAAGGUAAGAGAUGUUUGACGGUUGCGUCCAAGGAUCGCUGCUCUCUGUACAUAGGAAGUGAGCAGAGAUUGGAUUGUAACAUUACUAUAAAAUGCUUCCAAAUUGUAAUCUUACAACCAACGACAUCAUAGCUCACAUCAUUUGUUAUUGUCACGGACAUUGGUGCUUCAAAUGUUGAUGUCUCAAUUAGAAGAUAAAAGAUUCUGUAUGGUCUCA